CAAUCCAAAAAGAUAUUUCAUUCAGGAAUCAAGUUGCUCCGCGAUAGUGAAAACAGCGUACUUGAUACCCUCUUCGUCCACGGCCUUAUUGGAGAUCGCGAGGGGACAUGGAAGAGAGACGGUGCCUCUGCUCCCUGGCCAGCGACCUUGCUUCCUUCCAAGGUUCGCAAUGCCCGUAUGCUGACGUUCGGGUAUGAUGCCUACGUCGCCGACUGGUGUGGCAUGGUUUCGAAGAACAGAAUCGGGAACCAUUCA
Molecule: messenger RNA, 255 nt
Organism: Westerdykella ornata
Lineage: Eukaryota; Fungi; Ascomycota; Dothideomycetes; Pleosporales; Sporormiaceae
Exons: 2
Source: RefSeq, a predicted model, not a curated record